Myxozyma melibiosi is the source of this 3137-nucleotide messenger RNA. Its product is annotated as WD40-repeat-containing domain protein. Lineage: Eukaryota; Fungi; Ascomycota; Lipomycetes; Lipomycetales; Lipomycetaceae. Gene Ontology annotation, biological process: tRNA methylation. Bases 95 to 3070 code for a protein of 991 amino acids. The transcript is spliced from 10 exons. Gene Ontology annotation, molecular function: protein binding. The record is from RefSeq and is a predicted model, not a curated record. Gene Ontology annotation, cellular component: cytoplasm.
AUCCACUCCACAAAGAAUUUUUCCCGCCCUCUGCUCCAAGAGGUUUUGUUGCAGUUGGUAGCAGUUCGACGAACUAUUGAGUAUUAUUCAUAAAAUGGAGAAUAGUCAGACAGUCACCUUCAAGAGUCUGGCAUUCUACGGCUCAGUAACGUCGUUGGCGUUCGCGCCAGAGAGUCUAUUGCUCGCUGGUCGCGGAUCUACGCUCUCUAUCUACGACUGGAAGACAGGAGAUUUGCUGAAAGAUGUGAAACUUUUCAAGCGCAACAAAAUUCACGGAAUUGCCGUCGGACAGUCGCAGGUCUUGAUCUGGGGAGCUUACUCGUUCGGCUUUGUUAAUAUAAACGAUCUCCUCAAAAACUUCAAAUUCAAAGAGUUUGUGAUGAAAGACUGGUUAAUGGCAGGCCAUUGGGGCAUCGAUAACAGGGCACAUCUGGUUACAGCGCACAAUCUGCUGCUGACGAUCAGUCUGGACCGGACAAAGCUGGAGAAGGUAUCAGGAUGUGGGAACGAGUGCAGUCUAUACUCUGCAGCGGUGCACUCGACGUCUACUGAUAUCCUAGUUGCGGCGGGGACGGUGUUUGGAUCAAUAGACGUCUGGUCGGUCGAGAAAGGCGAAGUUAUUGCUGUUCUGAACGGGCAUGAGGGAUCGAUUUUCAAUGUGCAGUUUUCUAAAUCCGGUGAUAUGAUCGUCAGCUGCUCUGACGAUCGAUCGAUUCGCCUGUGGGAUAUCGCUAGUGAGACAUGCUUGGCAGUCGGAUGGGGCCAUAUGGCUCGGAUCUGGCAGCUGAAAUUUCUUGACGACUGCAUCAUCAGCACGGGAGAAGACAACACAGCUCGAGUUUGGGAGUUGAAGGGUGAUAAGCUUGAGUGUAUGCAAUUGUGGGAAGGUCAUACUGGACGAAAUGUAUGGUCUCUGGCCGUGAACGGUGCCGAUGAGAAGAUCAUAGCCACAGGUGGAGCUGAUGGUAGAAUCCGGCUCUGGAAUUCAAAGGAGCGGCCACAAUUUUUACGAAACCGAAGUUAUAAGACGUUUGAGGACAUCGAGAAAGCGAUUGGAAGGACUUGUGGUAGUAUAAAGCAGUUUAUGGCCAUUAGUUCUACCUUAUAUGCCUUCUCAACUACUGGCGGAUAUAUCCUGACGUAUGACAGAAUGCUCGACAUGUGGGAUGAGCUUUUCUUUCAUCAAAGCAUCGUCGGCUUCAGUCUGCUCAAAGGCUGGGACCACAAGCCCUACGUCGCAGUCGGUGACCGGGUCGGCAGAAUCUACGUCCUAUCUCACGAUGGCAUGAACGAUCCUUUGGUCCUGGAUCCUCCGUCCGAGAGCUGUGGUAAGACUGUGGAGAUGAUCACUUUGACUUCUGAUGAUUGUCUUUAUUUGCUGGUACAAUACGGAAAUUCACAGGCGCCCUGGUGUUUGUUUGCUCUGCAUGAGAAUGAGUUUGAUACCAUCUCUCUGCUGUACAAGUCUACUUUAGAGAGCGUUGCCACGUUCCCUUUUUCUUCAGCAAUCGUGAGCUCUUCUAAAUUCCUAGUCAUAGGAUCCAGGUUCGGAGCGUUAGCGAUGUACGACAUCAGCGACGACGCCGAGGAGAAGAAGAAUUUAGGAGUCUGGAGACGGAUUAUGUCCGAGGACUGUAUCACGAGCACUGUUGUCAUUCAGGAGGAGUCCGACGAGAUUGAUCUGCUGCUUACUUCUAGAGUGGGGCAGUAUUCAGUGUGCACUUUGCGCGGAUACAGGGCCGGGAGUGUUGAGCUGGAUAAGCUACAUCUCAAUAGAGUAGCCAAAGGUAGCAUUGAGGGGGCGAUGUACGAUAGAUCAGGCGAUUUAAUUUUCUGGGGUUUUAGAAACAACUAUUUCUUUUUAUGGAACGAAAGCAGGCAGUUUGAAAUCAUGUCUGAAGUGUGUGGUGGAUCCCAUCGGUUCUGGCAUUUUUCAUUCCAGUCACAGACUGAUUUUGGUUUUGUCUACGCAAAAUCCACGACGAUUUGCUUUGCAUUUUCGCAUUUUUGGAUGUUUGAUAGCUAUUUGAACUCGCUGGUUCAAGACGGUAGUCACGGUAGAGAGAUCAGGGCUAUAGCGACUUCCUCGACGACGAAUGACGGAGCCGCUUUGCUUGUGGCGUCAGGAGCUGAAGAUACCUGUAUUAGACUUACAAACGUAUACGAUGACGGUCGCAUAUCAAAUCUGUGCAUUGUUCGAAAACAUGUCUCGGGCAUUCAAGAGAUAAAAUGGUCAAACGAUGGUCGCUACCUAUUCACCAGCUCAGCAAGAGAGGAGUUUAUAGUCUGGCGAGUUACGAUCCGAGGAGCAGCGGUUUACAUGUAUCCGAUUGCCUCUGCGCCGAUUGAAUCUGAUGUCCCCGAUUUGCGAGUCAUGGAUUUCUUUCUCCACGAGGUUGAGGUCGAUGGUGCGCCUUACUUCUUCAUCGUGACGGUGUACUCUGAUUCGGCGAUCAAAGUAUGGAUGUUUGAUCCCCAGUCCGCGAAAUUCACGCUCAAAGCGUCAGGACGGUACAAGACCUGCUGCAUAUUCAAAGUAACCGGCGUUGUCUACGACGACGAGGUCUUGUUUUUCACGGGAAGCUCUGAUGGAUACGUUACCUGCUGGAAUCUGCAGUCUGUGCUUCAGUCUGCGUUGGAAAUGUCUCCGGAUCGAGUGCCGUUUCCUGAGAAAUCGUGGACCGCGCGGGUUCACCAGUCUAGUAUAAAGUCGAUGGAAAUCCUGGACUCGGAGUCGCUGUAUAUAGUAUCCGGAGGCGACGAUAACAGUAUCUCGAUCACCAAAGUCAACGGUACAGAGAGCGCGAGCCAAGUGCAGAAGAUAGACGCGGGCCACGCGUCUACCGUUUCAUCUAUUGUUGUCGUUGAUAAGGAAACGGUUUUGUCUACGGCUGUAGACCAAAGAAUCAGGCUCUGGAAGUUGCAGCAGACGCCGACUUCGCUGGUCAUGGCUGAGGAUGAGUAUACUACAGUUGCAGACACGGGAUGCUUGAGUUUAGGUCGUAUCGGUGAUAGUUCGAUGUUGAUCGUUGGCGGUGCGGGUUUAGCGGUUUGGAAAUGGGAUAGCUAGUCGUUUGUAUAUAUGUAAUAGUUAUGUUGGUAGUUGUUAGUGUUAUAAGAUAGUAAUUACUCGGAUC